Messenger RNA from Xenopus tropicalis (tropical clawed frog), 5977 nucleotides. RefSeq names its product p21 protein (Cdc42/Rac)-activated kinase 2 (gene pak2). Gene Ontology annotation, molecular function: transferase activity; protein serine/threonine kinase activity; ATP binding. The transcript has 15 exons. Bases 337 to 1893 code for a protein of 518 amino acids. Lineage: Eukaryota; Metazoa; Chordata; Amphibia; Anura; Pipidae. Gene Ontology annotation, cellular component: cytoplasm. The record is from RefSeq and is a predicted model, not a curated record.
ACCCCCCUCACUCGCUGUGCGUACACGGCCCUGCCAGCACCCCCGCCGCCCCCCUUAUGGUGGUAGCGCCCACGCUUCUCUGCCCGCCCAGUCUCCCCGCUCUGCCACUCAGCUCCUCCCUCUGUGACGCGCUUCUCACACAGUGGCGCUCAAUUACUGAACUGUGACAGGAGCAGUGGGGAACCCAGGGAGGUGUGGCAACCCGGAACCGGAAAAAGCAAGGAAGAGGAGGGUCUGAGAGAGCGAAAGAAGGGGCCCAGUGGAGAGGGAGCCGGCGGAGGGGAACAAGUCACAACACCUCAUUCACACACCCGAUCGGACUUUUCUGCAAGAAUCAUGUCUGAUAACGGGGAGCUUGAAGAUAAGCCGCCAGCUCCUCCAGCUCGGAUUAGCAGCACAGGGACAAAAGAUCCUCUGACCAGCAACCACAGUCAUAAACCUUUACCUUUAAUCCCUGAAAAACCCAGGAAUAAAAUUAUUUCAAUGUUUUCUGGCACAGAAAAAGGAAGCAGAAAAAAAGAAAGGGAAAGGCCAGAGAUUUCACCACCGUCAGAUUUUGAGCACACUAUUCAUGUGGGCUUUGAUGCUGUCACUGGAGAAUUCACUGGAAUGCCAGAGCAAUGGGCACGGUUACUGCAGACCUCAAACAUUACUAAACUCGAACAGAAGAAAAAUCCACAAGCUGUCCUGGAUGUUUUAAAGUUUUAUGACUCCAAACACACAGACAAGCAGAAAUAUCUAAGCUUCUCUGCACCAGAUAAAGAUGGGCUUCCCUCUGGUGUUUCCUCUGCACCUAAUGCAAAAGGCUCUGAACCUUCAACAGCAGCAACAGAUGAUGAUAGCGAUGAUGAUAAGGCUCCUCCUCCUGUUAUUGCUCCAAGGCCAGAACACACCAAAUCAAUGUAUACACGGUCUGUAAUUGACCCAAUACCUCCACCCCCUGGAGAUUCAGACAGUGCUGCAAAGGCUGGAGACCGGCAGAAAAAGAAAACAAAGAUGAGCGAUGAAGAGAUUAUGGAAAAACUUAGAACUAUAGUAAGCAUAGGAGACCCCAAGAAAAAAUAUACUAGAUAUGAAAAAAUUGGACAAGGGGCCUCUGGAACUGUAUUUACUGCUAUUGAUGUAGCUACCGGACAGGAGGUUGCAAUCAAACAGAUAAAUCUUCAGAAGCAGCCCAAGAAAGAACUGAUAAUCAAUGAGAUUCUAGUGAUGAAAGAAUUGAAGAACCCCAAUAUAGUAAAUUUCCUGGACAGUUUCUUGGUGAGUGACGAGCUGUAUGUUGUAAUGGAGUAUUUGGCUGGAGGAUCCCUUACAGACGUAGUCACAGAAACCUGUAUGGAUGAGGCACAGAUAGCAGCUGUCUGCAGAGAGUGUCUGCAAGCUUUGGAAUUCCUACAUGCGAACCAGGUCAUUCACAGAGACAUAAAGAGUGACAAUGUUCUCCUUGGAAUGGAUGGUUCUGUCAAACUGACCGACUUUGGCUUCUGUGCACAAAUUACCCCAGAACAGAGCAAGCGAAGCACCAUGGUGGGAACACCAUACUGGAUGGCACCAGAAGUGGUUACAAGGAAAGCAUAUGGCCCCAAGGUGGAUAUCUGGUCACUUGGAAUUAUGGCUAUUGAAAUGGUGGAAGGGGAACCACCUUAUCUCAACGAAAAUCCUUUAAGGGCUUUGUAUUUGAUUGCUACUAAUGGAACUCCGGAACUUCAGAAACCUGAAAAACUUUCACCGAUAUUCCGGGAUUUCUUAAACCGCUCACUUGAGAUGGAUGUAGAAAAGAGAGGGUCCGCUAGAGAGCUCUUACAGCACCCAUUCCUGAAACUCGCAAAACCACUGUCCAGCCUCACACCGCUAAUCCUGGCUGCCAAAGAAGCGAUGAAGGGAAACCGCUAACAUCAACCUUUUGAUGCUUUGCCUUACGUCUCAUUCACCUUACUUCAUAACCUCCUUUGUAUUCUACAAGUGCCACUGAUGACCAACUUGUGUCGAGGGACAAAGAGCAUCCUGUACAGACAAAACUAAGAAAUACUUAUGACUGUACGUCUGGAAUAACCAUGCAGAACACAGAACUCCUGCUGUGCUGUGUGCCUUUUCCUUUUUAGGAAGAACAACAGUUUUUUUGUGGCCAUUCUUGAUCCCUGUUUUCCAGGGUUUUGACUGUUUGUUUAAUGGGAAUUCACAUUGUUUUUUAGGUCUUCUUUCUGUGCUCUGAGGGCAGAAUUUCUGUUUCCUGGCCUUCUCUUGAUACUUGAAUAACUUGCACGCCAAUAGAAGAGCAAUUAGUCUUUUGGGUCUGUGCUGGCUCCUCAGAUUUCACUUUUUUUUCAUGUGCCUGGAUCUGUUUGUUUAAUACAGGGAAGAAAUGUGCACAUCUGUUUGAAUUCCUUGUGCAGAGGCACAGGCAACUGCCUUGUGUCGCCAUGUGCUAUACCUUAUCAAUUUUUAUUUUUACUGUUGGGGCUAGCAACACAAUGAUAAUGCUGACCCUUUCAGUAAGGGUAGAAUCACUUUUGUUAGAAGCCUCUUCCUCCUGUUUUCUUUUCUUUUUGUAUUCUUUGCUAGAGAAAGGGUUAAAAUAACGGUAGAGACGCUGGCUGCAGUUUCAUGGGACAUUACUGGUGUUUUGUAUUUUUGUUCUUUUGUACUGAGGUGAAUUGUGUUCCUUCGUUAUGGACGGCUCAUUAAGUGCUCUUAACAGUCAGUAAAAACUGCACUAACUAUUCCUAAAACAAAAGAUUUGCAUUUUUUUACACCCAUGUGUUUGUGGUUGGAAGGGAAGUAGUGCCAAAGCUAGAAUGCUAUUUUGUAGUUUUGUGCAGUUGUUCUAAUUCGUGAUUGCCUACUAAAGUGCUAAAUCAAAGUGUUCCUUUUUUCUAUAAAGUAUUGUGAAGACAAAAGUGCCUUCAACAACAUCCGAUCUGUCUGAGCCUUGAUUGCCACUGUUAUUAACUGUUAUGAAUUUGUGUAUACAUCUAAGAAUCCACAAAAACAGUACUAAAAAUUAAUAUUGGGUUGCCUGGAGAUAAGCCUACCCUGCCAAGUCACUAGCUCAACCUUUUACUCUAAAUAGAUCUCACCAAAGCUUGCCUUCUCUACAGAAACGGAUCAGUAGUGCCAUUUCUCGCCAUCAUUAUGCUCCAGUCUAUCUCAUACUUUUUGAAAGUAAGUAAUUCCUGAUUCCUUGGUAUUAUUAUGAUUGUGGUGUUUCCACUUCUUUGAAAAUACUGUUUGUCUCCUGUUAGUAAAGAGAGUUUAAGAUUAAACCUGUGUUAAUACAAAUGGUUUAAUCUAUAUUAGAUGUAAGUCUAUAAUGCUCACAUUCAUGUUUUUUUAGAGACAGAUCUAAGGUGAUAGCCUAGGAAAUAUGUGGCUUAGGAAAGUUAAAUGUGGCUGCCAGCAGUUGGUGUGCAGGAGCUAUGCGCUCGCAGAACAAAAGAGACGAUAGCUUUCUAUCUCCUGGUGCUAAGGUGCUGAACCGCCCAUAGAGAUUAUUCACCCACUUUGUGUAUUUUUUAUUUUCUACUUAAAUACGAGUUAUGUGCGUUUUAAGCAGAAUAAAACUAUGCAACUUAGAUUAGAGUUCCACCGUCCCAUCUUUUGUGCCAAUAGAGAGGCCGAUCCACCAGCAGCAGCAGCUCCGCUCUGGGGUCAGAAUUGCAUUCAUUUCACUUUCUUUCCUGCUGCUAAACAGUGCCAUUUUCUAUUGCUUUUUAGUGUGACAGAACCAGUCUUACUGUACGUCGGAGUCAUUUCAUAGUCAUGUCUUAUUUCUUUUACUGUGUACUGAAAGCAUUGGGGGUUGUCUGAUGAACUUGAAGUGCAUAUCUGGUUUUUUUUUUGUUUUUUUUUACAAGCAGUGUUGUCUCAGAUUGUGUCCUGAUAUUUCUUUAUGUGCUUAAAACCAAUUUUUACAGAUAGCCAGUACCUGCAUACACAUCUGUAGGGAAUCAUACUCUUCAGAUAUCCCUUAUUUAUGAUGCCUUUGGUUUUUAAAGGGAAGUUCUUUUUAUUUUGCUGUGUUGUAGAUGCUAUUAGUCUAAGUGGGCUUCAUUUUUUUGUUUUGUAAUUGCUUUUCUGUAUUGCCUCUCUACAAAGUUAAACUCAAAAUACACUAGCUAGGGACAGUGGCCCUGGAAACUCCAAUAGGUGGCGAUGCUGGAUUUCCAAGUAACUGUAUUUACGGCUUGUCCUUAUAUUUCAGCAUAUCCUAGCUCUUUCUUUAUUCAUGAAUUUAAUAGGUUGUUCACCUUGAAAUUUACUUUUAGUAUAAUAUAGAUCUUGAUAUUCUGACAAUUUGCAGUUGGUCUUCAAUUUUUAAUUUCUGUUGAUUUUGAGUCCAAUUUGGAAUUUCAGCAGGUGUCCGGUUGAAAGGGUAGAAUUUUAACCAGGCAGUGGUUUAAGUGAGAGACUGGAAUAUGAAUAGGAGGGGGACUGAAGAGAAAGAUAAAUAAUAACAAACAGUUGUAGCCUUACAGAGACAUAGUUUUUGGCUGCUGGCGUCAGUGACCCCCAUCUGACAGUUGAAAAGAGGAAGAUGUUAAAAACAAAUAACUUAAAAACUAUAAGAAAUAAAAAAAUAUGGGCCAAUUGAAAAGUUGCUAAGAAUCAGCUAUUCUACAACAUUAAAGUUAAUUUAGGUUAAUUUAAGCUAAUGCCUCAUUGUUAGUGUUACUGGGAAUUGCAGAGAAAGAGUCAUUUAAACUCCAAGUUAGAGAAGCACAGAAUAAAAAAAAUGAAGGCAUCUGCAAUCUGUCUUAGAAUGCCACUUUUUAUAUACUAAAAGUUAAUUAAAAGGUGAAGUUGCCCUUUAAACUUGCAAAAGCUGAAGGAAAAUCCAGCUUGAAUAGUUUCUGUAAGCAAAGCCCAGUGAAAGUCAUGUGUAGGGCACACAGGGCAUAGCCUUGGAGAAGAGCCCGACUGUCAUUUGCUUAAAUAGAAUCUGCUUAUUCCAGGUGGACUCCAUUUAAGAAAACAACAGAACACAGGUCGCUCCUUGAGGUACUUGCCCAGUUAGCCAGGGGCCAAACAGAGGAAUACUGUACAAGUGGCCAUACACAUGUAGCCAUUCUUCUCUCGUUUGGGUAGACCACCUGAAUGACUGGGAAUCUUUACUUCUUUAUGCUAAAGUUUAAACUUUUGCAGUCAGGUUAAAUAAUCAUCAAUCCGCCAUCAAAAUGGCCACGUGGCUAGCUUGUUCGGCCAGUAUGGUUGGAAUUGGCUUUGUUGUAACUGACUUGUAGCCCACAAAGUGUUCAGGCUAAUGCCAGAUGAGGCGUAGGGCGGAUUUUUUCAGCAAGUGGAAAAGCGCUUGCUGAAAAUACCGUCCUGCGCCUCCUACCUGUGCCUGCACCGGAAUGAAUGAGAUACGCUCGGGUGCAGGCACAUGUAGCCAAUAUACGCAUGAAAACAUGAGACUUUGCAUUAUCUCGCGUUUUUAUGCGUAUAUCGGGUACAUGUGCCUGCACCCGAGCGUAUCGCAUUCAUUCCGGUGCAGGCACAGGUAGGAGGCGCAGGACGGUAUUUUCAGCAAGUGCUUUUCCACUUGUCGAAAAUAUUCGCCCUACAACUCGUCUGGCAGUAGCCUUAUGUCCUGACAGCAGCGCUAAGGGUAGCCAUACAUGCCCAGAUUUGGUCAGGCAGACAGCUUUGUUCCAUAGUGAAUCGCAUACUUUUGCUUACACAAAUACAGGUGCCCGCAAUUAAUUUUAUACUUCUUGUAGUUUCAGAGAUGAAAUACUGUAACUCUAGCCCUAGGGAACAAUCAUCUCUGCAGUAGGGGGUGACAAAUGGGGGGUGGCAGCUCCUCUGUUCCCCAUCAAUAUGGGAGCCCUGCACUGGAUAGCUUGCCCCGUGCCCCUAAAGGACUGCCCUAGGAUCUUAGCUGGCAUUGCUGUACCCAUUACAUCGGUUUCCUAAGCAUGGCAUUUUGUUUAUUUACGAUGCAGCCAUUCAUUUCAAUUACAUUACACUAAAAUUA